UUAGGUCGGUCACCAAUAACUCAUCAGAGUUGAGGCAUCACAAGACAUUGGAGUAGGUCCAAGAUGGCCGUCUCCACGCAUCCACUACUGGUUAGCCUUUCAUUGGCUGUGCUCCUGGGCUCGAACUCUCUUGGUGGACGGAACUCUUGGCUCUCAGGUCAGGCUUUGGCCCAGGUCUCUACCAACAACGAGACAACAGAGCCCAAUGUGGUACCAGAGGCUGCACUGGCAACGCCCACACCAGAGUCAGAAGACAAAACAGUUGAAACUGCCGGUAACCGUUGCUGGGGUUACUAUGAUGUCAUGGGCCAGUGGGACCCGCCUUUUAACUGUAACGCAGGUAUCUACUUGUUCUGCUGUGGUUCCUGCUUCUACCGAUUCUGCUGCCAGUUCAAAAUCCACAGUUUGGACCAGACUUCCUGUUCCAACUACGACACACCUGUGUGGGCCAACACUGGGAAACCAGCAGCGCCCGUCACAGAGGUCCAUGAGGAACCAGAUCGCGAUCGGACCCACAUGAUCGUGUAUAUUAUCUGUGGAGUGGUGGCCAUCAUGGUGUUGGUCGGGAUUUUCACCAAACUUGGGCUGGAGAAGAGUCAAGGAGGACAGACGGACAUGACCAACUCCAGGACUCUGACAGAGCUUCUGAAGCAGCCAGGGGAAGCAGGAGUGGUGGAUGGGACCGGGGUUCAUCAUCCAAUAGGGACCAACGGCAUCUCAGCCAGGGCACUGCGCUCCAACAAUGAUCAUAACCAUUUGAACAAUGCAGCCUUGUCUCCCCUGGGUCCUGCUAUGGCCUUGUCUCACCCUCAUAACAACCUGGGAAUUGGCUUCAACAAGUACACCUCGCUCAAGGCAGUGGACACGACUCCAAGAGACUUCUACAAGAGCUAUCCAAUGGUAGACUACACCCACCGCCAGUCACCACCCACUUUCCAGCCAAUCAACUUCCACCCAAAGGACAAGCCUUUCCUCCCGCCACCCGACAUCCAUGCGCCACUGGCCAUCACCAUUAACGCGUCCCAGAUCCCCAAACCGAAGAUCUCCAAAACCAACACCCAUCCCCUCACAUCCAGUUCAGCCUUCAAGGCGUGGGACCCCAGCAAGAGCCACAUCCAGCACCCUGCAGCCACCCACAUGGGCCUCCAGGCACAGCCGCAGCACCAUCCCAUCCAGCAGCACCAGCAGCACCAGCAGCAUCAGCAGCAUCAGCAGCAUCAGCAGCAUCAACAGCAUCAACAGCAUCAGCAGCAUCAGCAGCAUCAGCAGCAUCAGCAGCACCAACAGCACCAACAGCACCAACAGCAGCAGCACCAGCAGCUGCACCAGCAGAACAGCCGGCGCCAGGCCUACUCCAACAAGAGGCAGUUCAGCAUCGAGACACUGCCCGAGCUAUUCUCACAGCCGCUGGGCUACGGUCACUCGCCGCACAUGCACCCAAAGCACAAGGGACUUCCAACCAACAGCAAGACAGAGGUCACUGUCUGAACAUGGAGAUAAAAGUGGAGGAAGCCAAGCGACAUCAUACUAAAUGCUCGGAUAUCUGAUAUAUCUAAAGCUGUGAUGGCAAGAGGGAAGCAGGCAGGCAAAUAUCGUGCUUACACUGAUUUUUUUUUUUAUCUGUGCAAUUUCCUCAUCAAUGUUGACAACACUUAAAAUGUUGGUUACAUUUGUGUACUUUUAAAAAAACCACUGGAUCAAAACAGCAGCAGCAGAUGAGCAGUGAAGGUGGUGGAUUGGCAGGUGUCGGCUGUGACUCUUUGAACCAGACGUCUCUUCUAAAUUAUUGAGUGGCCUCUCAGUGUGUUCGCACAGCUCUCUCCUUCUCCCUUGCACCUCAAUGACACUCUGCACUGCUCUGUAGUACCACUCCACCAUGCACAAAUGUUUAAAUCCAAACCACAGUUACAAUUUACCCCCAAAAAGUAGCCCGGAUGCACUCUGCUCAAUUCUUCUGAGACUGUCAGGGAGGCUGGAAGGGGGAGUGUUUCCCCCCAAGACUUUGGCUCCCUAUCAGCAGAGACAAUGCUAUUGUGUUGUCAGCUCCCAUUGCCCUCCAGCCCCUGCAGAGAGAAAGUUAUAAGCCUGGCAAUUCAUAGCAGAUAGAAGGGCGGGUUGGGGGUGGUUAUUCAUCUCAUUCCAGGGGCAAAUGAGAUGAGAAGGAUCUGAACCGUGUAUGCACACGCGCUACACACUUGUCAAAAACUACAGAAGGCUCCCCCAGCAGUGUCAGAGACCACAGGCAUCCCACUGAUACACAAGCAGAUGCACACUUGUGUCUUGUCUCACACUGAUCCUCAGAAACUGGGGAGGAAGUGAAUAAGCAGGCACCCUCAUUGGUAUUUGUAACAGUUUGUCGGGCUGCCUGUUUCAGUCUCCCUUUGUCUUGUGUUGUUUCGGAUGUUAAGAAAUUGCAGGACAUGUCACAAUGCCUGGAGAAAAAAAAAAGAGCAAACGAGUCCAUGUGUACAGAAAGGUCAUCCAAAGUCAAUGCACCAUCGCAAGUGAUUCCCCAGCAUGGCAAUGCACAGCUGUUUGGAGCAUUGGAGAGGCUGAAACCGUUUGUCUCAUUGCUUUGUGAUGUACUUCAAAACCUGUAAAUGUACUACUUUGAAAUGCACAAACUUUCGACUGCUCGCACCAAAAGAAAGAAAUAUAUGAAAUGUUUUCAAACACUGUAAACCCAUGAAGCUUUUUUUUUUUUUUUUAUGAAAAUUGUCCAAUUUCAAGAGUUGAAUUCAGACCCAAAUUCUAAAUAGUUGACAGUAUUUGGACACGACACAUAUUAAUAAUUUCCAGAAUGUAGUUGUUAUGACUCGUUUACAUGGAUUGUAAGGGAAUACAAUUAAAAUUCAGUAGUUACCCCACAGUUAUUCUAUUCAAGUUGUACUACUUUGGGCUCAUCUGUUCUAUUGAAACAGGAGUUUGAUCUGGACCCAAUUGUUAGCUAAAUGCUACAGCUGGAAAUGAAACAAACCUCUUUCUCCAAAGUUGUCUGAUUUAUGUGCGGUUUAUUCAGCCCUUUUGCUAACGUACGCUACUGAUAAGCCCAUUUUCUUUGGAGUUGGAGGUUGUAUAAACCCAGCGUCUUCUUUGAACUACAGCAUGAUGGAAUGGUGGCACAUAAUGUGAUAGCACCGGACUAUGUUUGUAUGCAUUCAUUGACGGUAACAUUAAGCUAGUUUGGAUCUUUGGUAAAUAUUGUCAAACCAAAACCUGGCUUUUGUAGAAUUUAAAGUUAUUUGUUUGUAAAAUGGUCCUACUUGGUUAAAUACAGAAAAUCAGGGCAUGUGGGUUUGGAGGCUGAGAGGAAGUUGAAGGAAAAUUGCUUGUUCCACCAGAGCCACUUGAGGUACAGUAUAUUUAUUGGUGAAUGGCCCAGUUUGGUUUGAUUCUACAUCUUUGGUCUUUAACUUGAUUCAGCUGCUCCUUGUGUUCUUAUUAAAACACGUAUCCAAGUAAACAUGUUGAUCCCUAUACAGUGAGCAAUAAUGGCUGUUCAAGGUUGUUACUUGCUGAACUGUCAGACUCCAAGACAAGUGUUUGAAAGUGCUACUGCAACUCCGCUGUCCCUGAAAUUCUACGACUGCUGUUGCUUGUGCAAAAUUAGCAUGACCCAAAGAGCCAAAAUAGCUAUUUUAAUGGCAUACGGGCCAGCUUGCAAUUGGUGGAAUGUCUUCAAAUCUAUUGUACUUUAACAUUUUCAAGAUGGUUGACACUAGUUAUCGGUGGCUUUAGUUAACAAACUCAGUUUUCCUUCCUGAACCUCAAAAUCUCUUUUCUCCAUGCCACAAAUUCCCACUUCCUCAUCCCCCCACGCUACAACCGGUCUGACUCACUGACUGAAUUCACCUUCAUUUGUUAUCAAGCGGACACCAGCUAUGCCACACUGCAUAUGCCUGGCACAUGCAUCGGACAGGUGGUUGGCACCUCAUCAAACAUAAGUGUUCACCUCAGUCCAAGGACGUAGUUUUUGUUUCCACAUUGGUAGGGACACAUAGCAUGGGGAGAUGUGGAGAACCUCUCUCAUUGAUUUUCAACCCUUAGUUCCCUAUAUCCAGUUGUAUUUAUAAACAUUGAUUUGGUAAGACUUGCUCGAAUGGUACCUAAAGUACCCAAUCAAACAAGUCUCAAAAUGACUAUGCAGUCAUUUUUACAGUAGUUUAAUGUAACUUAUGUACAGAUCAAAUAAGAGAGACAUCAUUUGAACUGCUUCCAUCACAUUAGCUGUGCUAUCCUGUCUUCUGGAGAGUGUUGAAUUACCCAACAAAUUAUUACAAUUAAAUAAACAUAGUUUGUCUACAACUAUGCAUACAUUCAGUUCAAGUAAUGAUGAAACAAACAAUCCUUCCAAAACUGCUUAAAAACUCUUUUUCUCAUCCGAUAUUUCACAAACCUAGACAAAAAAAAACUGCAUACAUUUCAAGAUGACCCACUUUGGAUAUGAGUGCCUUUUUCCAGACCCUCCCUAAGCCUGGAGAACACUUCAUAAAAUGUCAAGCUGUUUACAUACCCAUAACAAUCUGGACGCUUGUAUUUGAACUCUGACCCGCUUGUCUUCCUCUCUGUCUCAGUUAUUGGAAGUAUGAGUGGACGUAAAGAGGUUUUACCAUGUACAAUAUCUGCAAGUAAUCAUUACAUUGUAUGUAGCUGCACAUUACUAUGCGAAAAAUGAUGCGUCUUGCACCAUGUCGGAGCUUUUAAAUAUACACUAACACGAUGACUUGGUAUGACUUCGAGUUUCCCAGUGUAACCAAAGAUGCCAGGAUGUCCUGACCUCCUUAUAGAACAGGAGGGAGAGAGAGAGCGUUAUCAUUGGCAGGGUGGUAGCUGUUUCAUAUCAAUGAGUAUUCGGCAGACUCAAAGUGAAUACUUUGAAAUUUGUAAUAAAAAUCAUUGGUUGGGAGAGUUCAAAAGUUGCAGGAUAAUUAAAGAAAGACCUCCUUCUUUUUAAAUUCUAUGCCCUUACAACAGUCGCACAGUGUUCUGUGCUUUCUCCCUCUCUCUUUCUGUCUCACUUUAGUUUCUCUUUCUCUCUUUUUUUUGGCUCCUCAGCAGCCUCCAUGCUGUGUGUCAUCUACCCCCACACCACCCUCUGUGCCUCCAUAUCCAUGGAGGGUUAAGCGAUGAGUUCCGAGCACUUGUCUGCUGUUUUGUACCCGUUGCUCCAAGCUGUUGUUAAGCAUGAUAUUCUCAUUGGAUCUCAUUUGGGCAUGUGUGUGUGGAAGAACUAUAAUUAAUAAUUAAAUCAAAAAAAGGCCGUCACCGUGUGGCUUGAUGUACAAAACCCCCACACUCACAUAAAAGUGAGAAAAGUCGAGGAUAAUAACACUCAAAGAGGACGCGUACAAAUUCUAGCAUCAACACACACACACUUGGGUGUAAAGGAACAGAUGCUUCAAGAUAUACUAUUUACAUCUUGAGAUUAGCGGAUGCCAACAUUGCUACCUUAAAAAAUGAACCAAGUGGAUUUUACAUUAAAUGCAUUUUAAUUUUUGAAUCCAUUGAUUUUUCUUCCAAACCGAAUUCCCUCAUUAGCAUCUCAAUUUCAUGGAGCAGCGAUUGUGCGCAAGCAAAUAAAGAGCGUGCAGCAGGGGUAAACUUUAACAGGGGUGGAUAAAUUAGCAAUAUAAUGCGUGUUUGUAAUGCUCCGUGGGGCUUCUUCACUUUACCUCUCCAAGAUGUGGAGAAAAAAAAAACCUGCAAGGCAAGCUGCUCGGAGCUGCUGGCACGCUUUUGUAAUAAGGGAUCAGCUGAGAAUGGGGAUCAUGAAUACAAAGGCAUCACUGGGAUAUGCAUGGCGUGAAUAUGCAUCAAACACAUCGGCGCUUAUGCUUUUUGCCGCCACCGCCGCCACACAGUAUGUAAUACCGAGUUGCAGCAGGUUUCUCUCCAUCCCUUCCCCUGUCUCUUUGACUUUUACUCCCACGAGGUGCCACACUUUAACUGGGUCACUUCAUAUGAAAAGUUUUCCGGCCUCCUAAAGCCCUUCCAAAUUUUCUCUCUGGGGUCCGUCCUUAAUCACUCGGAAAGCAUUAGAGGUUGAGGACAAACUAGGGACGACAGCGAGUAAACAAGCAAUAUAUGUAAAGCAAUAAGGGCCUGACCGUCCUCACCCUCUUCUUAUCUUUUUAUUUGUUGACAUGCACUCUCCUCUUGAGUUUAGGGGGUGGGUGCUAAUGAGGGUAUUCAGUUUAUGACCAGAGGGAGAGCUGAGCAAAAAGAAUGGGCUCUGCAGGGGGCCGGAGAUGAGAGAGAGUGAAAAGAGAGAUGGGGUUGCAUGCACUCAGCUGAUAAAGCAAUGCUUGUUUUUGUAUCUGAUUUUGUCUCUAAAAACUUAAAACCCGGGUUUUGUCUCUCUGAUGAGCAGCUUAGAAAGCAUUGUGUAGCCAAAUGUAUUCUCAGUUGCACAAUUUCAACAUUUGUUACUGUUGGGGUUGAGACAUUUCAUUCUUCUGCAGCACUGGCUGACUUAACAAACGGCACUAGGACAGCUCUAGGAUGUACAAUUAAAUGAGCCGAGACUACGGUGAGUCCUCCAGGACAAACGGAGCCUCAGGACGGGCUACCAGCAAACUCACAAAGACCAACUACAUCUUCUCAACUUUCCUCAAAGUUUGAAGGGAAUGGCAUGGCUCGUGAUGACUGGCUGGCGAGCACUGUGACAGGUGGAUUCAUGCGCAUUUCGGGGAUCUACAUAAGUGGUGUCACAAUCACGAAACGCAAUCAUGCUGCUGUGCUGGAACAUACCUUUUUGUUAUGACUUUGCUGUGACCAGGAUCUUUUUUUUUUUUUUGCUUUGAUGCUGGAUAGACUUCUUUGAUUACCUUUGGGACAAGGACUACCUGAAAAGUACUGAAUAUGAGACUGAAAAAGCCUCUGUCGAGCUCCAGUUUUUGCCUCUGUUACAAUGUAAAUACACUCGCACAAACAUACACCCACCCACCCACACACACACACACACACACACACACACACACACACUUACAGAGAGCCACAGAGGUGGAACACUAAUUAUAUCUUCCAUACAAUUAACCACGACUUUGUGGUACAAACCAGGACCAAAAGCCUUGAAUCGGGAGAAGCUGAGUACAUCUAACUGAUGCUCUAAUCCAAAACGGUGUGAAUGCUGAGACUGUUUUGGAUCAUCAGCUUAGCAUGUGUUUACUUAAUCUCUCCUGAUUAAUGAUAGACUAUGGCGUCACUCGCUCUUCUCAGAGCUAACUGACUGUUGUUUGUAAAACUUCUACUCUAUAAAAGAAACAAUGCAAGUAUUCUACCACAGGUUAUCUGAAUGCGACCUGGUAGACAUACUUGGGCUCUGUGAUCCCUAGCAAUAUAUAGAUAAUUGUGUAUGGUUCAGUUGUUUCUUUGUUUUUCUGUCAGUUUGUUUUUUGUACUGUGUUUUUUCGAGGUUUAAACUUCUGUCAAAAACAAACGGGAGGGGGGGGAAAAAAAAAAAGAUGAUUUGACUGAUGGGGAGUGCGCCCAGAUUUAGUCCUGGCUGCACACCCCUUUAACCGCCCCCACCCCUCCCACACAACCCUUAAAUUCCUUUACAACCAGAGGAUGUCAAUUGUUUAAAGCUUGUGAUCUUUUGAGUUACAUUGUAUGGUAUACAUGCACUCAUGUGCUUAAUGUUAAAAGAUAUUGCAUUGUAUUCAAGUGCUUUGCCAACACAUUAGCCGAAAGAUGAAAGGAAACAUUUCUUGUACAGCUUUUGCAUCUGCAAAAAAAAAAAAAAGAAAAAAAAGAAAAAAAAAAAGUCAUGCUUUGUUUCAUGAUCAUUUCUUAUAGGCGGCAAUAGGCUGCCUUGGAUUGCUAUGUACUACUUGUGUAUAUAUGUAUGCUGUACCACUUGUCUGCUGUGAAAUUUGUUGACUACUCAGCUUAUAUAAGGGCUUUUUAUAGAAUUAAAAGCAGACUGGGCAAUCUGACGUCACUCUGUAACUCGAGACAAAUUUCUCUAGAGGUCUUUUUGUUAGGGGUGAAGGGAUAUUAACAGACUUUUCAUGCAUACAAUAUGUUCUAUAAAAACCAUUUUGACUGACUUACUGAUAUGUCUAAAGGCACUCAUACGACGUUGGCCCAUGUGUCCUGUUUGAAUAAAUCUUUCAAGAAAUA
Messenger RNA from Labrus mixtus (cuckoo wrasse), 8124 nucleotides. Its product is annotated as protein shisa-9. The transcript has 4 exons. The record is from RefSeq and is a predicted model, not a curated record. Bases 64 to 1488 code for a protein of 474 amino acids. Gene Ontology annotation, biological process: regulation of short-term neuronal synaptic plasticity; regulation of AMPA receptor activity. Gene Ontology annotation, cellular component: AMPA glutamate receptor complex; postsynaptic density; postsynaptic membrane. Lineage: Eukaryota; Metazoa; Chordata; Actinopteri; Labriformes; Labridae.